AUGAACGACUCGUCGUCGAAAAAAAGAAAGUUCGUCAUCGAGUUUGUUGUUGGAGGCUCCAGCGCUGCUCUCGCCAGGUUUAUGUUUUUUUCUUUCAAAGUUUUUUUCCGUUUUAAAAAAAUUAUAAUUUUUUUAUGCCUUUCUUAAUAAAAAAAUUUUUGUAUUAAAAUUAUAAAAAAAGUAUAAAGUUCAGAACAAUCACUGCACCAAUCGAUCGCGUCAAGAUACUGCUGCAGUUGCAACAUGCACAAAAGACAAUCGCAGAAGAUAAAAGGUUUUUUCCGCGCACACUUUUUUCUUGAAAAUUCGGUAAUUUGUGAAAAGGUACAAAGGAAUCAUCGAUUGUUUCGUUCGCGUAGUCAAAGAACAAGGUCCACUUUCUCUAUGGAGAGGCAACGGCGUCAACGUUUUGCGUAUAUUUCCACAGCAGGCAUUCAACUUCGCUUUCAAGGUUGGCGAGUCGGAUCGGUAUAGAACUUGUUCAAAAUUAAAGUUAAUUUUUUUGAAACUGUAAGCAGGUAUUCCCCCCAGAAAGCCGUGGUAAAAAUGAGAAUAAAAUCUUUAAAAAAAUUGGCUUUUUUUCUAUUAAUUCCAAUCUAAAAGUUCUGGAUUCAGGACACUUACAAAGAAUUGCUCUUCAAAGGCUUGGACAAGAAAAAUGAUUUUUGGAAGUUCUUCGCUGGAAAUUUGUUGUCAGGAGGCGCGGCAGGAGCGACUAGCUUGUUCAUUAUUUACCCUCUGGACUUUGCGAGGUUUGUGACUUCUUAGAACUUGAACAUUAUGAAGAAAAAGAACCAAAAAAUUGGUGAAGAAAAAAAUACUAGAAUGUGUCAAUCAUCGAGUGUUGUUCCAAAGUCUCCUCGAAAAUUGUCUCAAUAAAUUUCUUAGUCGACCAGAAAAAUUUUUUUUAUACUUUGGAUCAAAUCUAGUUCCAGCCGUGUCUAUGUGACAAAAAAAAUGAGACGUCAAAAAAGAGUAAAAAGAUGGUUGAUCAAUUUUUCUGUCCCAGAACACGGCUUGCCACAGACAUCGGCAAAGGAAAGAACCGCGAAUUCACAGGCCUCGUCGACUGUACGAAGAAAAUCGUGGCUCACGAUGGAGUUCGCGGUCUCUACAGAGGCUUUUCCUCGUCAGUUCAAGUGUGUUUUGCAUUAAAAUAAAAUAAUAGGCAGUCUAAAACGAUAACAGGGAAUCUUCAUAUACCGCGCAUCCUACUUUGGACUCUUUGAUACGAUCAGUGCAGUGGUAGUGGAGGACCGGAAACAACUCAGCUUCUUGAAAGCCUGGAUCAUCGGACAAUUUACUGUCGUCACAUCUGGCCUUAUCUGCUAUCCAUGGGACACUGUUAGAAGGUUUUUUUUUCAUAGCAAACCAUCGAAAAAUUCAAAUGCUUCUAUUCGAACAGUUUGCAAAAUGUCCAAGAAGUGUACUGCAGUUCAAACAUUUUUUCUCAUUUUUAUCUGUGACUUAUGGGAGACCUUGACCAGCCAAUCUGAACGGCUGUUCGCGUGUUUCGAAAGUAUGAACUUUGAAAAAUGAAAGAAAAUUUCUAAGCCCUAUAGGUACCUGAAGGUUACCUAAUUUUGUUCUGUUAGGGAAAAAGGUACUCUUUCGCUGAGAAGUUCGAAUGAAAACAAGGAUUUCAAAUAUAGCUCAAAUAUCUGGAAGCGAAUUGAAAUUUUUGCAGAAGGAUGAUGAUGCAGAGCGGCCGCGGCGACGUCCUGUACAAAUCGACGAUGCAUUGUUGGCAGAAAAUACUCCAAGAAGAGGGUGCGAAGGCGUUCUACAAGGGCGCGCUGUCGAACGUCUUCAGGGGCAUGGGCAGUUCUCUGGUCCUCGCCUUCUACUCCGAAAUCAUGAAGCACAUGUAA
Molecule: messenger RNA, 1871 nt
Organism: Caenorhabditis auriculariae
Lineage: Eukaryota; Metazoa; Nematoda; Chromadorea; Rhabditida; Rhabditidae
Source: the annotation of a GenBank genome assembly